Messenger RNA from Schistocerca piceifrons (Central American locust), 477 nucleotides. RefSeq lists its product as uncharacterized. The record is from RefSeq and is a predicted model, not a curated record. NCBI's taxonomy places the organism in Eukaryota, Metazoa, Arthropoda, Insecta, Orthoptera, Acrididae. Bases 61 to 417 code for a protein of 118 amino acids. The transcript has 2 exons.
CAGACACUUCACCUAGAACCUCCAGCACAUGACGUUGUGACGUUCCUGCACUUGACCACGAUGCGCGACAUGCGGCAAGCUCAUGGCCGGCAGCUGCUGGAAUUGUACCACCAGACACUGGGUGAUGUGCUGUGCCAGCACGACCUCAACAUUGACUCCAUUCUUCCGUUGCAAGUCUUCCUGCAGUCAUGCGAGGAAACCAAGCCGGUGGCCGUCGUCAUCGCCGUCUACAUCUUGCAAGUCACCAUGCUGAGUCUACAAAAGGAUAUCGACCUGGAGAAUUACGUGACGGUGCGGAACAAUUUUGUCAAAGACGCAUACCAGCAUGAUGAACGCUAUCGUUCGAGGAUGACAGAGGCGAUGGAGGAGCUGGUUGAGACCUGCCUCAUGCCGCGCCUACGGCAGCAGCAACGGUGACAACCCGGGAGUACUGUGCAUAAAAGAAGUAUGCGACCAGUGGCUCAUGGCGCUUAUCGA